Messenger RNA from Styela clava, 1377 nucleotides. RefSeq names its product glutathione S-transferase kappa 1-like. Gene Ontology annotation, molecular function: glutathione transferase activity; glutathione peroxidase activity. Gene Ontology annotation, biological process: glutathione metabolic process. The record is from RefSeq and is a predicted model, not a curated record. Gene Ontology annotation, cellular component: peroxisome; mitochondrion. Lineage: Eukaryota; Metazoa; Chordata; Ascidiacea; Stolidobranchia; Styelidae.
UAACACAUUUUUAUAAGUUAGAAAUAGUUCUUUUCACUAAUAGCAAAAUAUCUAACACCCACUAAAUUUGGAAAACAAAUGAAGAACUGGUGAGAACACUGUGCUGGUCCGAUUUCCAAGGGAACGGAAUUCAUGAUGCAUGUCGAUAUAAACAUUGCAGGCAGCUGGGAGGGAACUCAAGAACUCGUGCUUUGCAAAAUUUUGCAUGAUGUCUUGCAGGCGGCAUUUGGUUGAACUGUUUUACGAUGUUCUGUCCCCAUAUAGCUAUAUUUCUUUUAAGUUACUGAAUCAAUGCAGCAUGCAGUGGAAAAGUAUGGAUCUUCAGUUACGUCCGGUUCUUGUAGGCGGGAUAUUCAAGGAGAUUGGAAAUCAGGCUCCUCGCAUACUUCCUAUCAGGGGAAAGUACAUGUUUGAAGAUCUUGACCGAAUAUCUGGAUACUAUCGCAUUCCGUUCAAACUUCCGAAAAACAUAGAACAGGAUUUCUUUGCGAAAGGUUCUGUUAAAGCUCAGCGUCUGUUGACUUAUGUACAGGAGGAAUCACCGGAACUAUUGAACGGAAUUUCAGAUGAGAUUUUCAAAAGAAUCUGGGUUGAUAAUGUUGACAUAUCUGAGAAUAAAAGCUUACAAGAAGCGUGUGAAGCAGCUGGAUUGUCCUCCACAGAAUCUUCCAAUGCUUUGAAUGAAAUAAAUCAUCAAUCUGUCAAGGAAGGGCUGAAGAAAGCUACUUCAUAUGCUAUUGAGUGCGGAGUGUUUGGCACUCCUACCUAUAUUUUACACAGAAAUGGAAAGAAGGACAUGUUGUUUGGAACUGAUAGAAUCUUCCUUCUUGCUCAUUAUUUGAAUGAGCCUUGGCCAGUAUUCCCAUAUGAUGAAUAAUGACAGAAAAUAACUGAUUUCUCCAAGUCUAUUGAUAAAUAUGCAUAAGGGACCUUCAAUAGUAUAAGUAGGCAUUCUGUUCAUAUUGUGCAUAGCUUAUUGCUGACGUAUCUACAUAAAAAUACAGAUUGGAAAUCUUCUUGAAAAUAAACUAUUUUCUCAUCUUCGAUUCGAUUGGCUGGUCUAUUAUCCACAUAACAAACUACAGAUAUCUCCUGUCACCUCUUUAACAAUUAACUCUAAAUUUAUUGUUUGCAACACAGUAUUUCAUUAAUGCUGUUGUUUAAAUGUAUAACACCUCUGUUUGAUGUGCCUAAACCACUGCCAUCUUAAGAUGUGAUCUAUUGAAGAUUCAUGCCGUUUUUCACUGUAAAAUAAGGGCCAUUCCAAGCAAAAGUUGAAUUCCCUCAAUUUUUCAAAAAGUGUAGUGAAAGUAAUUUUAUUUUAUUUUUGAUAUCAAAAGACAUUGGAAUUUUAUUGGACUGCAUUCAUUUCAUCGA